CCACGCGUAAUCUCAGCCGCGCCUACGUAACUGCGUGGAUCCUGAGCACGUGAACACAGCCUGACUCCCAGAGCCGAUGACGUGGGCAGCCGAAGCGGACGACAAUUCAAUCCUUCAGAGAGCGUUGUUGGAUUCUGCAACGACUAUACUCUGGUAGGAGGAAUUCACAGUGGCUAUGGCGGGUGCAAGAUAUUGGACCUGCUCGGCGUGCAGACCGCAGCGAGAAGCACUGCGAUGGUGCAUUUCCAGAUCAGCAACUCCGACGGCGAAUCGUCGCGGCAAUCGAUGCUAUUCCAAGUACUCGAUAGAAGAACCUGUGUUUGAGCACAUGGAUAUUGAGCAUGUUAUCUCAAAGUACUCGAAAAAUUCCAGCACGAGACUGACGUUGCAAGACCUGCUGCAAUUUGGAAAACCACCAGUAGCCGUCGACAAGCUCGUUCUCAACGCGCGCCAUAUUAAGCGUGAACUACUGAGUAGUCUCUCUCGCCGCGUGAUCGCCCUGCGGAAUCUGCCAUACAUUAUGAUGCUCAAUCCAAACAUCUCACAGAUCUACCACAAAUAUCUUUCCUCGAUCGGGUUUGUCUACGGCAACGAGAUCUUCAAAGCAAAGAACGUCACCACCGAGGAGGAAAACCGGCAGUUUGUCGACGCCCUUCAAAAGAUGGUCGACGAGCAUACUGAUGCGAUUCCGAUCUUGGCCAAGGGCGUGGCCGAGUCCCGGUCUUAUAUUAGCAGUACGCACGCCAAUGCGUUUUUAGAUGAGCACCUGAGAGCUCGCGUGGGAACCAGAUUAGCGGCAAAGCAUCAUAUCAUGCUUUCGCACCAGAGCUCGCCGGACUACGACACCUCCAGACGCUAUGUCGGCAUGGUCGAUACCAAUCUCAAACCCGCGGAGAUGGUGCAGUCGGUCGCUGAUUUGCUCUCUGAUGUGUCUGAUCUACAGUAUGGCUUACGGCCUCAUUUGUUGGUUGAUAAAGGCAGUGAUAUCGAGAUCGAAUAUGUCUCGGAACAUCUGGAGUACAUUCUCACCGAGCUCCUGAAAAACUGCUUCAGAGCAACAGUUGAGCAUCAUCUCGGCCAGUCGUCGUCUGCGGAGUAUCGGAUGUCUAGCAGCAGCGCUUCUGAAAGUCGUGGUAUUUUCGGAGGCAAUAUAUCUUCCAUACCUCCUGUGCUCGUCACAAUCACCAGCACCCCAACUGGCAUACAAAUCCGCUUACGCGACCGGGGCGGUGGUAUCCAAGAUGACAAUCUAAAGAGAAUAUGGGGCUACUCAGAGUCCACUUUCGAAGGAGACUCACGCAGUGACGGGUUCAAGACGUUGAACACGCCGCCACCCAGCGUUACCGGAACCGGAGGCAGCUCGAUGGGUGGUUUGGGCUAUGGUCUUCCUUUGAGCAGAGCUUAUGCUGAUUAUUUUGGGGGUGAUAUAGAGUUGGAAUCCAUUUAUGGGUGGGGUGUAAGUACUCUAUUUUUUAUUUUGGUAUUAGGCACUGCUGAUUAUUGUUUAGACUGACGCAUACAUUACGCUCCACUGCCCAAGGACCGGUGAAUAGAGAGAAGAAAUAAUGAUUUGUCUAUUAAUAA
Messenger RNA from Myxozyma melibiosi, 1584 nucleotides. Its product is annotated as histidine kinase. The transcript has 3 exons. Gene Ontology annotation, cellular component: mitochondrion. Gene Ontology annotation, biological process: protein phosphorylation; regulation of glucose metabolic process. Lineage: Eukaryota; Fungi; Ascomycota; Lipomycetes; Lipomycetales; Lipomycetaceae. The coding region runs from base 176 to 1513 and encodes 445 amino acids. Gene Ontology annotation, molecular function: pyruvate dehydrogenase (acetyl-transferring) kinase activity. The record is from RefSeq and is a predicted model, not a curated record.